Messenger RNA from Symbiodinium sp. CCMP2592, 327 nucleotides. Lineage: Eukaryota; Dinophyceae; Suessiales; Symbiodiniaceae. The record is from the annotation of a GenBank genome assembly.
GUAUGUUGGGAUCAGCGAGAGAUUCGCCGGCCAGCUCAACAGCAAGAAGCAACUUGGCAAAGAAUGAAUGGCCUGGACAAGCUGAUCUCCUACACCGGAGAUUUUCUCCUGCUCCCUGAUGUUCCGGAGUCAAAGAUCCAAAUUCGGAGCAACUCCAUCACCAUACGGCAGUGGCGUGCAGCCACCGCAGCAGCGGACUGUGCAGUUUUUGCUGCGUCCUUGUUAAAGUUGUUCCCCAACGUCAAGGAAGAGGUGAACGAGAUUGCCCUGCGUAUCAUGAAGCGUCUGGUGCACCUUUUUACGCAGCAAGUGGAGCUUGCCCUGGAG